UCAUAACCAUGCUACUAAAGUUCGUGUUCGUAGCGAUCACGGCGUGAAGAAUCCUCUACACCGUGGUAGUAAUAUAGGAACUAAUUUAAUUAUUUGCAAAAUUAGAAUGUUUGAUAGGAGUCAUUGGGAAUCCUUUUAAACGGUGACCACAGUAGUUUUUGAAGUCGUUAAUGCUAUACUUUACUGCUUGAAAUAUUUCAAUUUCGAAUUAUUUUAAUUGCUUAACGUUCAUGUUCAGUUUCUAUGAUAAUAAUUUAACUAGUUAUAGUUGUAAUAUUUGAUUUAUAAAUACCAUACCUGAUCAGUACUGAUGCACAAUACAUUUUAAAUAAAUAUUUUUGUUCAAAGUUUUAAUACUUUGUAAAAAUGUUGUUUUCCUGGGAACGUAUGAUGGAUAUUUUAAUCCAUCACAGUAUGAAUAGUAGUUUUAUGGAAACAUUUAAUCGUGCUGCUAGAAAUGAAAAAGUAACUGUCUGUUCGCUAGAUGAUUAUAUCAGUGGUUGUUUGGGAAGAUGGUUAGACAGUCCCGAGUUUGACAUUAGUCUGAAAAGCUCUGCCAAAUCUGAAAAGACUCGAUUAGAUGCUAAUGAAGAAUUCAAAAAGAAUCGGCUGGAUUUAUGCUGCAAACUUUAUACCAAAGCAGCUCAGUUUGCUCCACAUCAAAGUUUAGAACUGGCAUUAUCAUUUUCUAAUCGUUCAGUUGUGUACAUGAAAUUAAAAAAAUUUGAGGACUGUGUGAAAGACAUAAAUGCUACAUUAAAAUUGUUAGAAAAUACUAAUAGUAGUGAAAAAGGAGUUGACAAAAAUCAAUUGACUGUAAAACUUAUGAAACGUAAAAUUGACUGUUUGAUAGCUUUAAAGCAGUUUGUUGAAGCUCAAAAUUGUUGGGAAAGUUUGUUGAAAAUAUCUAAAGAUGAUUUUAAAAUAACUUUAGAGGAUGAAUUUAUUAAAAAGUGUAACAUUUUAUCUGAUCACAAAAAUAAUGACUCAAUUAAAGUUGAUACUAUAGAAGAUAUUGAUGAAAUUAAUCAGCCCACAAUGUUAACAGAAGAUAUUAUUAAAAAUUCAUUGGAAAAAAGUAAUAUAACUCUUCCAUUUCAGUCUUCCAAACUAAAACUAUGCUACACAGAAGAUAAAGGAAGGCAUUUAGUUGCAUCAGAAAAAAUUAAUUAUGGUGAACUUCUUAUAUUUGAAAAUCCAUUUGCAUUUGUGUUACUGCCAGACUAUUAUGAUUCAUUUUGUUAUAACUGUUGUGUUCCACUACAAUAUUACUCAAUCCCUUGUAACUAUUGUUGUACAAUAUUAUUUUGUGGUGAAAAAUGUCGUCAAGAAUCUUGGGACUCAUAUCAUCGUUGGGAAUGUAAACAAGGGACAUCGAUUUUCAAAAGAAUUGGUAUUGCCCAUCUUGCAUUACGUCUAACAUUUGAAACAUUACAUUCAAACCGCAAAAAUGAUAAAAUAUAUAAUCUUGUAACUCAUAUUGAAGAUUUUAAAUCACAGGCGUUAUUCCAAUUUAGUCUGACUGCCACUCUUUUGCUUUUAUUUUUGCAAAAAAAAACAGACUUUUUUCAAACCCACCCAGAGCUAGUUCCAGAUUUGGUGGGUAAUGAAUUAUUACAACACAUGACACGAUUAGUGUGCAAUGGAAAUGCUAUUUCAACUCAUAUGUUGUCAGAUUAUGAUUCUGAGUCUAUAAUUUCAAUUAUUGAUGAAUCACAACCACGUAUUGGAACGGCCAUAUUUCCUACUUCAAGUUUGUUAAAUCAUUCAUGUGAUCCAAAUAUAUUUUCAAGUAAUAUACUUAAGUAUGUGGUCAUUAAAGCAUCAAGGGAUAUUGAAAAAGGAGAAGAAGUAACUAAUUGUUAUGGGCCUAAUUUUCGACGCAUGAAAUUAGUUGAGAGACAAGCUAUAUUAAAAUCGCAAUAUCAUUUUGACUGUAAAUGUUGUAUUUGCAUUGAUCCACGUAAAGAUAAGUUUUUUCAAAUAGUUGAAGGACUUGUAUGUCCAUUGUGUAACACUGAGAUUGAAGCAACUUUGUCAGAUUUAGAUAUUAGUGACUCGGUUAAUUGUAAUUUGUGUCCUACUGAAAGAUUUAGAUCUAUAGACAUUAAACGGCGUUUAAUCAAAGCAGAAAAAACCUAUAAUAAAGGAAUGAAACAACUUGAAGAAAAUAAUAUUUUAAAAGCUGUUGAUAUUAUCUCUGAAAGUUUACGACUUUACAGCCUGAUCGUAAAUAAAAAGAACUCAAAUAUUGCAAAAUGUGAAGACAGUUUAGCAAAAUGUUUUGCUAUAAUAGGUGACUUUGAGAACUGUUACUUGCAUUUGAAUAGACGUUUUAAAACAAUAGAAGAAUGCUAUGGGAAAAAUAGCUUAGAAGUUGCUUAUGAAUUGGAAAAAAUAUCAGAUAUAAUGGUCAAUAAUAUGGACAUAAGACAAAACUGGCGUUUAAUUCAAAAAGCUUUAGUAUUCGUUCGCCGAUCAAAGGAAAUAUUCCAUGCUAAUUUAUCGGCAUGGGACAUACCUUACAGUGAAUCAGCUGUAGCGAAUGUAAGGUGUAAAGAAAAUCUAUUACUUCAGUUUAUGGAAGGUAUACCUCAAGAUCAAAGAAUUAAUUACAAAAAUUAAGGUUACUAUGAAAAUAUAAAAAUGUAUGUAUUAAUGUAUUAAUU
Messenger RNA from Sipha flava (yellow sugarcane aphid), 2669 nucleotides. RefSeq names its product SET and MYND domain-containing protein 4-like. The transcript has 12 exons. Lineage: Eukaryota; Metazoa; Arthropoda; Insecta; Hemiptera; Aphididae. The record is from RefSeq and is a predicted model, not a curated record. Gene Ontology annotation, molecular function: protein binding. Bases 367 to 2625 code for a protein of 752 amino acids.